AUGGUCACCACUACGGCGCCGCCGCCCUUCCUGACUCGGAUCUCGGUAGCCACGGAAGACCCCCGGCGGCUGCCCUCCGCUCUCUACCAGCGCCUCAGGCGAGGGGACAGCAACUGUGAGAACCAGCCCAGCUGCUGCCUGGCGGGCCCGGGAGGUACCGCGCGGCCAGCGCUGAAGAGAGUCCGGCGGAGGAAGGGGAAGAUCCGGCCCGGCCCGGCGGGGCUCCUGCCCAGCCGCUACCAGCAGUACCAGCAGCACCGCGCCGGCCUGGGGAGAAGGACCCCGCUGGGGGCUCACGGCCCGGGCGAACUUCGCCCUCACCCUGCGCCAACGGUAACGGCCCCCCCGGAGGAGCCCCCCGCGGCCGCCCCCUGCAGACCUGCGCCCAGCAAACCCCUCAGGAAGGAGUUCUUAAAGAACAAGAUGGGAAAGACUGAGAAGGCUGCCGUCCCCUACAGCCAGCCUGUUCACAGUUUACAUCUGUGUGAACAACCAAAGAUUAACAGACAGAAGAGUAAAUGUAAUGUGCCAUUGACAAAGAUCACCUCAGCAAAAAAGAUAGAGAACUUUUGGCAAGAUUCUGUAUCGCCAGAAAUAAUGCAGAAGCAGGAGAAAAAGCCACUUAAAAACACAGAGAACUUCAGAAAUGCCAAGUCCAAGAAACCUAUCACCCUAAGCCAAAAAGAAAAUUACGCUGGGGCAAAAUUUAGUGACCCACCGUCUCCCAGUGUCCUUCCAAAGCCUCCCAGCCACUGGGUGGGUGGCACAGCUGAACCGUCUGACCAAAACAGGGAGUUGAUGGCAGUCCAUUUGAAAACUCUCCUAAAAGUUCAAGCGUAGUUUCCAAGCUCUCCUGAGUGAUUGGCGAAGAAAACUCCAUCCAGGAAACUUAAAACAUGCCUUGUUGCAACAAAAAUUGCAAAAGACUGUCAAGUCUUACAAUCACAUUAAAAAAAUCCUUGUAUUAUAUUUUUUAUGGUUGUGUAAAUAGUGUACAUCAUGUAUUAUGUGUAUAUUCUUGUUCAUACUUUGAGAGGUACAUUUUAGUUUUGUUAUGAAAGGAUGUAUUUUGCACUGCCUGAAUGGUAGAUGUCUUGUAUAUAAAAUAUGGACAAUUUUAAGUGUGUGCUUGACACAUGAAGACUUGACUUGGUUUGCACAAGGUAAUGAAAAUUUUGGAAGGAGAGUACAGCUUUCUGAUAUUAAGGUUCCAGAUCAAAUGUGAAUGUUUUACUCAUGCACUACUGACAGUAAUUUUACAUUCUGUGUCCCAAUCGAGUAUAAACACGGAAUUUUCAUAUAAAUGUGAAGUUUUGCUCUCUGCUCUGGAAACAGUAUCUGGAAUUCCUCUUCAUCUGUUUGUUUUUAAAAUUAACUGGAAUUUGAGUAAAAUUCCAACCCAUCAAUUUGAGCACUGCUGAUUUCUUAAAAGGAAAAAAAAAAAAAAAAGAAAAAAAAAAAAAAAGAAAGAGCAGAGCUUUCUGCCAAAAAUCCAAUUGGUCACUAAAAAAUUGAAUAAAACAAUUUGGCCCCCCCUUAA
This is a messenger RNA of Phalacrocorax carbo (great cormorant), 1540 nucleotides long. Lineage: Eukaryota; Metazoa; Chordata; Aves; Suliformes; Phalacrocoracidae. The record is from RefSeq and is a predicted model, not a curated record.